UAGUGUACAUCGUUUAGCAUUUUGGGGUCUGUUACUAGUACAGACAACAACUACCCACGGACAAUGAAGUCGCUGAUAUUUCUGCUUCUCGCAGUUCUCGCCAAAUUGGGGUCGUCCCUCGACGUAACUGUGGCACGAUCCUACGCAGUUCGUCAAUACACUUUGUUGUCCCAACAGUUAUCGAAUGACGACCCCUCCUCCGGUUUCAUCACGACGGCGAACCCUUUAAACGCAUACUGGGAUAAGAACGACGUGACUCGAUGGACCGUCGGAUUUUAUGGGGGCAGUCUCUGGACUCUGUACAAACUGACGAGGGACAAUUAUUGGCGAAAUUUGGCACUAGAAUUUCAAGAGCGAGUGAAAGAGCGACAAUACGAUACAAACACGCAUGACGUUGGGUUCGUAAUUAUGUCAACGUUUGGAUUGUGUCUGGAAUAUACGACGGGGAAUGAAAAUAUAGCUGUGCCAGUUAUUACUCAAGCAGCGGCUUCUUUAGCGUCGAGAUUUUACCCUUUGGCACGCGUCCUUCGCUCCUGGAACAAUGACGAGGGACAUGGCGGCGUUCCUGGAGAGGUAAAAGUGAUCGCAGACAACAUGAUGAACCUGGAAUUGCUUUUUAAAGCCGCUGAACUGACGGGUGACCGGAUUUUUAGCGAUAUUGCCGUCUCACAUGCCAAUCGGACAAUUGAAGAGCAUUUCCGGCCGGAUGGGGGCACUUUUCAUGUCGUGGCGUACAAUGAGACGACUGGGAAUGUUCAGCGGAAAUAUAAUUGGCAAGGACUACGAGAUAAUUCGACCUGGGCGAGAGGUAUUUCGUGGGUAAUUCAUGGCUAUAUCACCAGUUAUCAGAAAUCCAAUGGGACUUUUCCCAGAUUUUUAGAAUAUGCUGAAAUCGCUGCCAACUAUUUCAUCACGAGACUUCCCCCAGACUUCGUGCCGUACUGGGAUUUUGAUGCCGACUUUGAAACCACUUAUCAACCCAGGGACACUUCCGCAGCCGCCAUUGCAGCGCACGGUCUCCUCACGUUGUACACCGUUACAGGAAAUCAGACGUAUUUCGACACAGCGGAAAAAAUUAUGGAAAACCUUAUCUCGGAAAAAUACCGCUCGGAUGGAAAACCAGAAUAUAAAGUUUCCAGCAUUUUCGUGAAUGGAACCGUCUUUUACCACGAGAGGAAUACAAAUACAGCAAUUGUUUAUGGAGACUUUUACUUUUUACAAGCCCUCGAUUUGUAUAUUGAACUAACCCAAUAAAUUAAAAAACACAGUUGCAAAAUAUAA
Molecule: messenger RNA, 1281 nt
Organism: Folsomia candida
Lineage: Eukaryota; Metazoa; Arthropoda; Collembola; Entomobryomorpha; Isotomidae
Product: unsaturated glucuronyl hydrolase
Exons: 3
Coding region: 64-1254 (396 amino acids)
Biological process (GO): polysaccharide catabolic process
Molecular function (GO): chondroitin hydrolase activity
Source: RefSeq, a predicted model, not a curated record